UUGUUGGGUUUUCUUCAGCUGUGUCUGUGUCAUACUGCUGCCCAUCAAUAACCAGCCAUGAUGCUCCUCGCUGCUGCGUUCAGUGCGCUCCUCUGCUUCGCCCACAGCUCCCCUUUACAGAUGACUUUUGAAAAGACCAUUGAAAACUCUGGCAACAACAUUGAAGAUGACGAUAUCUCCACUCUGCUGGAAAAGGCCAACGCCAACCUUGGGAAGAACCUGGACGAGCCUCUGGUGAUGUUUGGAGACAUUGCGAUUCCUGCAGGUCUACGGAACGCUGAUCCCUGCACAGCCCGCGGCUGCAAGUGGCCAAAAAGCAAUGAUGGCAACGUUUAUGUUCCCUACCGAAUUUCCAAUCAGUACUCUCAAAGAGAAAGAGACGUCAUCGUCAGAGCUCUGAACUCUUUUCAAGCUUCUACCUGCAUCCGCUUCAGGCCCCGUCAAAGCGAAAGGGACUUUGUGGACAUCCAGUCUCGCUCUGGGUGCUUUUCAUUUAUUGGACGUACUGGUGGUGCCCAGGUUCUGUCCCUGAGUCGCCAGGGUUGUGUGUUCCACCAGAUCGUCCAGCAUGAGUUCCUCCACGCGCUGGGCUUCAACCAUGAGCAGACCCGGUCUGACAGGGACCAGCACGUCCAGAUCCUCCUGCAGAAUGUGAUCCGUGGAAUGGAGCAUAACUUCAGGAUUAUCAAUACCAACAACCUCAACACUCCCUAUGACUACAACUCUGUCAUGCACUAUGGAAGGUUUGCCUUUUCUAGAAACGGACAGCCCACCAUCAUUCCCAUCCCCAACCCCAACGCUGCCAUCGGAACAGCCAGGGAGAUGAGUGCCAACGACAUCCUGCGGGUGAACCGCCUCUAUGAGUGCAAUACAAGGGCUUCUAACCAGAAACCAUUUGUGCCAAGAUACCAGAUUUUUCAGAAAUAAAAGAGUCUAAGAAGCUGUCAUAAAGAACAUACAGAUGCAUCCUUGGCUUCCUGACCUGAAUCUGCUCCCAUAAGAUCUUCUAAGUGUUUGAUUAGCCUUUGUGCUGAAAUAAUAAUAAAUGAAACAACUGAGCAACACAUCCACACUCUCUUAUUUACAGAACUUCAGGAAUGAUUGCUUGCUUGAUGCAAAAUUUGAAAAAUAAAAGUAUGUUAUACCAUCUAAA
Austrofundulus limnaeus is the source of this 1153-nucleotide messenger RNA. RefSeq names its product low choriolytic enzyme. Gene Ontology annotation, biological process: proteolysis. Lineage: Eukaryota; Metazoa; Chordata; Actinopteri; Cyprinodontiformes; Rivulidae. The coding region runs from base 58 to 927 and encodes 289 amino acids. The record is from RefSeq and is a predicted model, not a curated record. The transcript has 10 exons. Gene Ontology annotation, molecular function: metalloendopeptidase activity; zinc ion binding.